CGCACGUAGUCUACUUUCCUUACCACCUUCCUUUUACGGCUGGUACGCGUGGGAAAUCCGGCGUCUGGGAUGCAAUAAUGAUUUGCGUUUUCUUAACCAUCUUCGCGAACAUCUUCCAGACAGGAUGGACCGGGCCGAAUGAGAGGACCUUCAUCGCCAUCAAACCAGAUGGCGUGCAAAGAAAGCUGGUUGGCGAAAUCAUUGGCCGUUUUGAGAGGAAAGGCUUCCGUCUGGUGGCUCUUAAGUUCCUGCAGGCUUCUGAGGAGCAGCUUAUGGAGCAUUACAUUGACCUGAGGAACAAGCCCUUUUACGGCGGCCUGAUCAAAUAUAUGAGCUCUGGACCAAUCGUAGCUAUGGUAUGGCAAGGCUUGGAUGUCGUAAAGACUGCUCGCAAGAUGCUCGGAGAAACCAACCCUGCUGAUUCCAUGCCAGGAACUAUCCGAGGGGACUAUUGUGUUGAAGUGAGCAGGAACGUGAUCCAUGGCAGUGACUCUGUCGAGAGUGCACAGAAAGAGAUCGCUUUGUGGUUUCGCCAGCAUGAGCUGCUCUGUUGGGAGGACAACAGCGAUCGCUGGAUCUACGAGUAGCAUUUACAUACACACACACACACACACACACACACACGGACACACAGUCAUGACGAAAAAUAUUGAACCUUGAAGCGAACACAAUCAUAGCUUAUAUUGCCUUAUGGGACAGCUACUGUAGUAAGAAAUGUAGUCUACGCAGUUGUAACUUACUGAACAUGCAACGCUUCUGAUGCAACACCAGGAGUGACUUUAGAGUAGGACAAGUGUUAGAGUACUAGUAUUCAUUGCACACUCACAAGUUCACACACAAGAAUGUAAAUGUUAAAGUUUUUACAUGCAUGUAUUUCAAUGCCUCUGAAAUACUCAGUCAUAAUCCGUCCAGUCAGUGGAUAUAUAUUUUAUUACUAUUAUUUAUUGGCUGUAUGCAAAUGAUAGAAAAUUUAACUCACUGCAGUUAUGCAGCUGCAGUUAAUGUCUGCGAUUUACCAAAUGUGUGAGAUACUAAACUGAAUAUUUGAAACUUUUUCUAUUCUUAAUUAUGUCCCUCCUGCUCUCUUAAUAUCAAAGCUGUGUAAUCUAGAAAUGGUAUUCUAGGGAAAGCACGUGAUACAGGGCAAUAUGGCCGCCUGCUCCAUGACAGCCAGUUAUGAACAGACGGAUUCAUAGGGAUUGAUAUAAUCAGGGAUUAUAUCUAUUUCUAGUCAAGUGUUUUGUGAACGUGUCCCUGUAGGAUAUCGGAUGAAUGUACAGUAUGCACUGGGCUGUAUUGACAAGCAAUAAUUUAAAAUGUUUAAACUUGAAUGUGCUUCCUGCUCAGUUACCUAUGCCCUCCUGGGAGUAAGUGCACUGUUUGAUUCAGGCAACGUCUUACUUGUGGCUCAUGUCCGGUCGAAGUGUGAAGAGUGAAGUGUGUCUUCCCGAGUAGUGUGUCUUCCUCAGCAGCUCUCGUACUGAGAGCUUCAUGUUGACCAAACUGACAACUCUCACUUGGAAUAAAGGUGUGUGGAAAAAUG
Messenger RNA from Sardina pilchardus (European sardine), 1543 nucleotides. RefSeq names its product NME/NM23 nucleoside diphosphate kinase 3 (gene nme3). Gene Ontology annotation, biological process: UTP biosynthetic process; GTP biosynthetic process; CTP biosynthetic process. The transcript has 5 exons. The record is from RefSeq and is a predicted model, not a curated record. Gene Ontology annotation, molecular function: nucleoside diphosphate kinase activity. The coding region runs from base 78 to 587 and encodes 169 amino acids. NCBI's taxonomy places the organism in Eukaryota, Metazoa, Chordata, Actinopteri, Clupeiformes, Clupeidae.